Nothobranchius furzeri (turquoise killifish) is the source of this 1989-nucleotide messenger RNA. It is a transcript of the gene igfbp1a, whose product is annotated as insulin-like growth factor binding protein 1a. Gene Ontology annotation, cellular component: extracellular region. Gene Ontology annotation, biological process: regulation of insulin-like growth factor receptor signaling pathway. Gene Ontology annotation, molecular function: insulin-like growth factor I binding; insulin-like growth factor II binding. The record is from RefSeq and is a predicted model, not a curated record. NCBI's taxonomy places the organism in Eukaryota, Metazoa, Chordata, Actinopteri, Cyprinodontiformes, Nothobranchiidae.
GCGGAAUGACCGGACAUGGACGGACCAAUCACAGCGCACCGUAUCAUUACACCUUCUUUUCAGAAAUCAUUCAUAACGCCGAUGCGUCAAACGCGCACAGAGCACUCGGCUAUAAAUACGGCGGCGCGCGGCGCACAGUUAGUCAUUCUCGCUAAAUCAAAGGAAAGGCGCAACAGAGCAAGGACCGAGGGAGACCGGCGUUUUCAUCUUUGGCCAACAUCAUCCGCGCUUUUGCUCUGCACUUCACUUCCACCUUCUAGCACCCAGAUCAUGCUUGCUAUGCGUGGAUUGCCUCUGAGACAGGUCGCGGUGGCAGCGGUGUGCUUCGCGCUCGUUGCAGUCACGCUGGGGUCCCCGGUGGUGGGGCCAGAGCCGUUCCGAUGCGCUCCGUGCACCCCGGAGAGGCUGAGCCAGUGUCCUGUGGUGGCGCCCGGGUGCGCCGAGGUGCUGCGGGAGCCCGGCUGUGGAUGCUGCCUCGCCUGCGCCCUGAAGGCAGGGGAGCUCUGCGGGAUCUACACGGCGCCGUGCGGCUCCGGACUGAGGUGCACCCCAAGACCCGACGACCCCCGGCCGCUCCACUCCCUCACCCGGGGACAAGCCGUGUGCACGGAGAGCGCCGCACCGCAGCCCACCCCCGAGCCCCAGACUCAAGAUCUGGCAGAACCGGAACCGGAGCUGGACAACUCAGCCACCUCCUCGGACCCCGGCUCCAGCCCAUACCUCCCGGGUCUUGGGAAGCCCUACGACGUCCAGGAGAGCAUGAAAGCCAAACUCAUCGCCAUCCGCAGGAAACUGGUGGAGCAGGGGCCCUGCCACCUGGAGCUGCAGACUGCUCUAGACAGGAUCUCAAAAGCCCACGAGAAGUUAGGAGAGAAGUUAACCAGAUUCUACCUCCCCAACUGCGACAAGCACGGCCUUUACAAACAAAAACAGUGUGAGUCUACUCUGGACGGACAGAAGGGCCGAUGCUGGUGCGUGAGCUCCUGGAAUGGCAAGAAGCUUUUAGGCUCCUCCGACCUUCCCUCAGAAGCUGACUGUCGUUAAAGCGGAGCCAGCAGAGAAGAAGCAAGCCACUGGUCCCCUUGGUAGCUGUUUAUUUAUUGAUCUUGUCCAUGGUGGUGUUUAAUUCAGGUACACUGUCAUUGUGGGACAGAGGGUCGUUCCCCUCCACCCCCCACCCCACCCCCCAUCCCAAAGAGAGAAAAUCUAUUUUUGUUUUUCUGUAAAGGAGAUUUUAAUAUUGAUGCAUUUAUUUCUGCUCUUCUGCCUUAUUUAUUUUGGAUUAUUUUUUGCAUUUUAUUUGUUACUUGUAAUUAUUCAUGAGUAUUUAUAUAUUUGGCCUUACUGUUAUGAUGUUGUUGUUUGUAUGUGUGUAUAACGUGUACAUAUGUGUCGUGGUCCUGAGAAACUCCACUGCUGAGUUGAGCUUGCUCGGCCCGUGGAGGGGUUCGGUUUGGGUCGAACCCACCGGAACUAAAGCACUGAGUGACCAAAUGUUAUGAUUCUUUACUGCCAUUGUUAUUUCUAUAUUAUUAUUAUUAUUAUUGGUAUUUUAUGAUGGGAUACAUCGGCUCUUGUCAGCGAAUGCAAAACCUCUCAGUUGGGAAUCCCCCACGCCCUCAGAAAACCUUUCCCAUGAUCCCAUGGGGCUGCAGAUUGCAUGACAGGCGGCGAGUUUCCGCUCCGCCUCUCAGACGGGUAUUUCUACAUGAACCUACCUCCGAUAUUUACGUGUCUGCUGUCGUUUGCAUUGAUGUAUCUGUCCAAAACAAAGACUUGUGUUGUUGCUGUUCUCCCUGGCCAAGAACACAUGACCACAAGGAGCUGUGGCUCUGUCUACAUGCUGCUGUUGGAGAGAGGAUCGGUGUGUGUGUGUGUGUGUGUGUGUGUGUGUGUGUGUGUGUGUGUGUGUGUGUGUGUGUGUACACUUUUGUAACUGAGAUGUAAUGAAAGAGAAAAGGUGAUAUAUUUAAUAAAACAUUAACCUCA